This is a messenger RNA of Haliotis rubra (blacklip abalone), 1121 nucleotides long. RefSeq lists its product as uncharacterized. The record is from RefSeq and is a predicted model, not a curated record. Bases 130 to 624 code for a protein of 164 amino acids. Lineage: Eukaryota; Metazoa; Mollusca; Gastropoda; Lepetellida; Haliotidae. The transcript has 4 exons.
CAUGGGGUUAAGCCCCAGGCUCUAACUCCCGAGGAAUUCUGUCGGAACCCCCCUCCCGUGCACAGGGGGAAACAUUUCGAGAUUGCUGUUAACCAAACUGAGUAUUUUUACAACAAGGGAGUGGAAGUAAUGGUAAGACCACGCCGUGGCGGAAUGUUCUCCCAUAUCUCCGACAUGUUUCUGCACGUGCCAGGCACAGACAGUCAACCGGGCACCUACGGCACUAACUCAGUUGGCAGGUGGUACGCCAUGCCUCCUGCCGCGCCUGCGUACUGCAACUGGUGGGUAGCUUCCGGUGUGAAGAGCAAGAAUGGUCGAGAUUUCCAACCCAAUAUUACCGUGACUUGGAUAGCACCUCAGCCGACGUACUACGUUUAUAACAAUCAAUACUACGCCAGCCCUAUGGAUAAAGAGAGGAAACGGCCGUACAUAUACUUUGUUGUUUACGUCACGCCCGAUCCCCCUGUUGAAACCCACGCCCCGGGAGCAGCCCAUCAGAGACGGUGGUUCUACGCUGCAUCAGUCCAAGUAGACAACAAUGAGAUUAAACAACAAAAAAGAGCGGCUGCCGUAUUUACGCAGACCCUUCGACAAUGGGACAGUUUCUUAGAGUCUCUCAACUAAGGCAUGUGUUUCCUCCAAGAUGAAACGGUUCGGUGUAGUACAACAGAGUUCAACGAUAUCUGCUAUUGUUAGCCAACGGCCUGAAUUCAAGAGACAUUUCCGAUUAGUGUUUCCCACAAUCCUCCGCACUGCUUCCGGUAAUCAUGACAUCAUCAUCUCGCCAAAGGUGGUGAAGUUGACAAACAGAAUGGGACUUUGAUCUGUUUGAAAGAGACUUCACUUCGUUGUUCCAUGUUAUCAGGGACGUUUAUUUGAAAUAACCUCGUCUAUCAAUGCACAGCAGGUAGUAAACAUAGUGUUGAAUGAGCAUGAACAAUCUUCUUCUACCAAGUGUAGUUCUGGAACAUACGGUCAAAACAAUCCAGUAUUUUGUCCUGAAAGUACACACACACAAAAGACACGUUUUGUCAAAGGUUGAUUACCAUUUGUCAGUUAAUCGUUAAAUUAUUAUAUAUUUGUCUGUGUCUAUAAAACAUGCAAACUGAUGAACACUUUAA